This is a messenger RNA of Copidosoma floridanum, 1245 nucleotides long. RefSeq names its product pyruvate dehydrogenase kinase (gene Pdk). Gene Ontology annotation, cellular component: mitochondrion. The record is from RefSeq and is a predicted model, not a curated record. NCBI's taxonomy places the organism in Eukaryota, Metazoa, Arthropoda, Insecta, Hymenoptera, Encyrtidae. Gene Ontology annotation, biological process: protein phosphorylation; regulation of glucose metabolic process. Gene Ontology annotation, molecular function: pyruvate dehydrogenase (acetyl-transferring) kinase activity.
AUGAAGCUCACCCAGAGGUGCCUCGGCAACAUCGUCAAGAUGCUCGACUUUUACUCCCAGUUCAACCCUUCGCCCCUCUCGAUCAAGCAGUUUAUCGAUUUUGGACUUAGUGCAUGCCAGAGAAAGUCUUUCAUUUUCCUGAGAAAAGAACUUCCUGUUCGCCUGGCUAAUAUCAUGAAGGAGAUCCAUCUUUUGCCGGAGAACCUCCUACGCAUGCCUAGCGUUGGAAUUGUAAAUAAUUUUUACGCCACUUCUUUCGAAGAGAUUAUACGCUUUGAAAAGGCCGACGUUAGCGAGAGCACCUUGGACAGAUUUUGCGAGGCUCUAGUUAAAAUUAGAAACCGACACACUGACGUAGUUCAGACAAUGGCUCAGGGAGUCCUAGAGUUGAAAGAAUCUCACGACGUGGACGCGCAAACGGAGAACAGCAUCCAAUAUUUUCUCGACAGAUUUUACAUGUCUCGGAUCUCGAUAAGAAUGCUCAUUAAUCAGCACACAUUGUUGUUUGGUGGUGUACUGAACGACAACAACAUGCAAAUUGGUUGCAUCGAUCCGAGCUGUAACGUCAUCGGAGUCAUCAAAGAUGCCUACGAGAACGCCCGCUUCCUCUGCGAUCAGUACUACAUGGCCAGUCCUGACCUCGUGGUCAAACAACACAAUGAUCCUGGUGAUGUAAAGAUAGUUUACGUGCCUAGUCAUUUGUAUCACAUGCUUUUCGAGCUGUUUAAAAACAGUAUGCGAGCGGUGAUGGAGCAUUGCGGUUCCGAUGCCGAUAACUACCCGCCAUUGGUGGUCACUGUUGUUCGUGGUAAAGAAGACGUAUGCGUGAAGAUGUCCGAUUUGGGUGGUGGUAUUCCCCGUUCACAGAUAGAUCACUUGUUUAAGUACAUGUACAGCACAGCACCCCAGCCCAGUAAGUCUGACGCUCACACGGUGCCACUUGCUGGGUAUGGCUACGGUCUUCCAUUGUCGCGAUUGUAUGCGCGAUAUUUUCAUGGCGAUUUGGUUUUGCUCAGUUGUGAAGGCUACGGCACAGACGCUGUCAUUUAUUUGAAGGCUUUGUCGAACGAAGCUAACGAAUUACUUCCAAUAUACAACAAAACCUCAUCAAAGUUUUACAAAACUCCUCUGCCAGUUGCCGACUGGAGUAGCCAAUGCGGAAACAGCAUGGCAACUAGACAAAUGAACAUGAGCCAAAAUCAGGGUCAUAGGCUACCGAACGGCCUAAAAGCAAGCCAGUGCUAG